AUGUUCCGACCAGUUAGAAUAUUCAUCUGUCUUCUAAUUCUCACUGUCUCCUGUGCUGAACAUCCUUUCGAUUUUGUGGAGAACGCGUUUUAUAAUGAAACUCCUUGGGCGAGAAACUUCAACGUGACCGGGAAGAUUCAAAAUCUCGAUAUGAACAAAAAUAUGACAGAUUCGAUAGAUGAACAACGUCGGAUGCUGUCGAGUAUAAUCGAGAUUUACAAAAGAUGUUCAUUGCAGUAUAGAAGUAUCCAUAAUUUCGAAAGGCUAUGCUUUAUUUUUACUGCAACUCCUCUGGAAUAUAUAGAGCCAUUAUUGUUUGCUAACGAUGACGCUGUGAACCUGCAAAACUCAUUUUUGACUUUUGGUCUAUCAUUCUUCUACCACAACACAUACAGCAAAUGGAAAGCAGCGAAACUCGGAUUCACUGGGUUUCAUGUUGGUCAUGAAAUCGCUCACAGUUUUGUCGAAGUUCAUAGAACACCUCGCGAACUUGGCUAUUUUUCGAAAGAAUCUCAAAAAUGUGUUCAAGAUCAGUAUCAAAAAUCUUGUGAUUUCUUCAGAGAAGGAAACGAAUCUUCAAUGGAUUUAGAUGAUUUGAGAGAUCAUUCCGCUAAUAACGUUCGCGUCAAUGUAGCAGCACAGUAUCCAGGAUUUCAAAAACCUUUCCAUUGUUCUGAUGAUUCACGAAUGAUGCAGUCAGCUACAGAUCAAUGCAUCAUUUAUGGAAAAGAUGCACCUGAAACUCACAAAAAGUUUAUUCAAUCAAAGUAA
Caenorhabditis briggsae is the source of this 771-nucleotide messenger RNA. NCBI's taxonomy places the organism in Eukaryota, Metazoa, Nematoda, Chromadorea, Rhabditida, Rhabditidae. The transcript has 5 exons. The record is from RefSeq and is a predicted model, not a curated record. The coding region runs from base 1 to 771 and encodes 256 amino acids.